ACAUAGAUCUCGAAAGUUAAACUUAUCCAACAAUAAUAAAUAUAAUGGAGAAUAUUACCAUUACUUGAGGGGUGGUGAUCAAAAAUAUUUCCAGAGUGCAAUUAGCAUUUCUCACCCAGUAUUAUUAUCCUUCUAAAUUUGAAAACCCGAACACCAGCGCGAAAUUUGAAGCCAAACCCCACCAUCGCUCCAAAAAAACAAAAAAAACCACUCACUCUCUCCCUCCCUCUCUCCCUCCCUCCCUCCCUCAGAUUUUCUCGAACUCCGUCCCGGAAACGCCCUCUGAGGUUAUAAUUUACAAUAUUUCAAAUUUCGGUAGUCUCAAAGCCAUUCUUUCAAAAAUUUCUCCUCGCUGUAGAUUUUUUGUUUGGUUGUCGAGAAAGCGCUGGAAAAUAAGAGAAAGUGGGAGAGGAGGAAGCUCUGGUACUUGGCUCUGACGUAGUAACGCGAAAGACUCCUAAUCCGGCGAGGGUCCUAGAGUGUUUCUUAUUCCACGCAUGCAUCUGAUUUGCUACUUGUUAUUUCGAACGUUGGGAUGUGUCUGUAAUACCAAUUACUCCAUCAGUAAUCCCAACUUUAAAGGAUUAAUCUUGUAGAACCACGAAUUGGGUCUUUUUUGCUGCAUUUCAAGAUGAAGAGACGUGCACUUGUUAAAGGGAGGGGACCUGCGAGGAUCACUACACAACAGGGGGUUUUCGAGUUAAAACACAAGGUGGUGAUUGCAAUGAACAAGCUUGCUGAUCGGGAUACUUACCAAUUAGGCGUCGAGGAACUUGAGCAAAUGGCUGAGUGCUUGACCCCAGAUGGGUUUGCUCCGUUUCUGUCUUGUAUUUUGGAUAUGGAUUCAGAACAAAAGAGUGCAGUCCGAAAGGAGUGUAUUAGACUAAUUGGUAUAUUAGUUAGAUAUCAUGAGGGGUUUGUUGGAAUGCAUCUUGAGAUGGUUGCCAGCAUUGUUAAGCGGCUCAGGGAUCCAGAUUCCGUUGUGAGAGAUGCAUGCGUGGAGACUGUUGGUGUUUUAGCAUCAAAACUCAGUAAUGAUGUGGGUGAGGGUGAUGGGGUCUUUGUUGUUUUAGUCACACUUUUUGAAGCUCUGUGUGAACAAAACAGGCAGGUGCAGUCGGGUUCAGCAUUGUGCUUAGCCAGUGCCAUUGACAAUACUCAUGAUCCUCCAGUUUCAAUUCUGCAGCCCAUGUUGAAUCGAACAAUAAAGUUGCAAAAUCCGCAUUUCAUGGCAAAGCCAGCAAUCUUUGAGUUAAACGGAAGCAUUAUUCAGGCAGGGGGUGCUCCAACGCAAAAUGUUCUCUCUUCUGAAAUGAUUAGCAUUCAAGAAUCUUUAGAGAGUAGUGACUGGACAACACUCAAAGCUGCUUGCAUAGCACUAGGGGAAAUAGCUUCAAGUGGUGGAUCCUUCAUGGGCUCUUUUAAGGCUUCCUGCGUUCGUUCGCUUGAAUCAUGUCGCUUUGACAAGUUCAGUGUGAAACCAGUUAGGGACACGGUCCUUCAGGCCCUGCAGUGCUGGAAAAGUCUUCCAGGACCUGAUGCUUCUGAACCUUCAGAAGCUGGAUCUUCUAUAAAAGAAAAUUUCUUUGGCGGUGACUACAGUGAUAUUACUAGUGCCAGGGAAUCUGGAUGGAAGGAUCUCGCACUCAAGAAAGUUAUUACUGGCUUAACUAAGAGCAGAGCCCCUUUGUCUAUUAAAAAGACAUGUCCAAGUUUUGGCAAAAGUCAUAAACGCUCCAAUGAAGAUGAUUGGCAUUUUGAAGUUGCAGUUCCGAAAACCCACAAUGCUUCUUUGCCAGAAUUUCAGAAUGAAGAAUCUGAAGGUAGCUCUAUUACAAAGACUUUAGAACGGACACACACAGAUGUUACAAGCACACAGGACAUUGGAUAUGAAUAUGUGCCUAUGGAUGAAAAAGAACAGUGUUCUUCUGGGUCAAAUCUUGUUAGUGAUGACUUAGAGGGGAAGUUUGUGACUCAUAGCCGUGUCAAGGGUAGUUCGCAGAAGCCAGUGGGAAGAAAUCAGCGGUUUGCAGCUGAAGAGAUUGGUAGUGAGAAACAGAUGUACUCUGAAAGGAUACACCACCGUAGAAGUCUGGAUUCAACUGUGACAGAAUCUAGUUCCCAUACUCCACAUGGAUGUUGUUUGCAAAUGGCCAAUGAAGUGGUUUGCAUUAGAAAACAACUUGUGGAGAUUGAAACCAAACAGUCAAACUUAAUGGAUCUUCUACAGGUGUUGACAUCUGGCAUACUGGAUAGCUUGUCUGUGUUUCAAACAAGGGUGGUGGGUCUAGAGGAUGUUGUAAACCGAUUAGCUCAGUACUUUGAACACAGGAGGGAGCAUUCAAAUUUAGCAGCCUCCAAACUCAUGAAACAGAGACAGAAUUUGCGUUCUCCAAGGCUCUCCACAAGCAUUCCGAGGCCAUCUAUAGAUAUGACCAGCCGGCAGCCUUCAAUGUUGUCAGUGAAACAUUCUGAUACUUGGGAGGCAAACACAAUUGGCAGGAGCCGAACAAACAAUUCUGCAGGACACUGUACAGAAACAUGGAGUAAUAAUAGGGGGAAGCUUACCCGGAAUCCUAUUGGGAAAGACAUUCGGAAAAUUCCUGGGCAGGGAACACAGAGGAUAAGUAAUGGUCCAACAAGGGCGGAUGCUAUGUUUUCUUCAGCUUCUAAUGCCAAAGUUAGACAAAAUGUUGUAGAUAGUAAGAAUAACCUCUGGAAACAAGUGAAAGGUUUUCUAUGUGAAGGGGACCUCGACUCUGCAUAUGUGGAAGCUCUUUGUUCUGGUGAUGAAAUUGUUCUGGUUGAGCUUCUUGAAGGAACCGGUCCAGUUCUGGAGUGCUUGUUGCCUAAAACUGCGAGGGAUGUUCUUAGCACUUUAGCUUCAUAUCUCCUAGAACAAAGGUUUAUCAACAUCAUAAUUCCUUGGUUGCAGCAGAUUGCUGACUUGAGCACCAAGCGUGUACCAAACUACCUCGGCCUGCCAGCGAAAGCAAAACAAGAAUUCUUGUUUUCCAUGGAGGAAUCUCUGAAUAUGGAAUUUUCCAAUCCUUCAGAGAGAAGAUCUGUUACUCAGUUAGCUGUGAAGUUACACCAUUUAUGGGGCUCGUGACAGUCAGUUAUUAAACCAAGGCUAUGCUGUGUUAUGGAACUUGCAGACUCCGAUUGGUAACUUGUUUUAGAAAUUUUAAGUGGUGUUUGUACAAUUUUAGGUGGUUUGGACAUGUGAAACGAAGACCUACAAACUCUCUUGUUAGAAGAUGUGAUAACGAGACAGGACGCAGGGCCAAGGAGGUAGAGGAAGGCUUAGGAAGACUUGUAUCUAACGGAAGACAUGACACAAAACCGAGCGCAGUGGCGUUCUAGGAUUUAUAUAGCCGACCCCACUUAGUGGGAUAAAGCUUUGUUGUAGUUUGUACAAUUUUAGCCAGACGAGGGUUGAUAGUCGGGUUAUUUAGAAUGUUUUCCUGGAUUAGAAUUUCCUUUCCUGUAGUAGGUAGUUUAACGUGCACAUCCAUCUCUCCGUCGUGUCACGAAAACCGGGAGCGUUUGUGUUGUCAGCAACAUUGAAGCCCUAAUACUCAUAAACUAUG
Molecule: messenger RNA, 3593 nt
Organism: Malus domestica (apple)
Lineage: Eukaryota; Viridiplantae; Streptophyta; Magnoliopsida; Rosales; Rosaceae
Product: TORTIFOLIA1-like protein 2
Cellular component (GO): microtubule
Molecular function (GO): microtubule binding
Source: RefSeq, a predicted model, not a curated record